Knipowitschia caucasica is the source of this 1113-nucleotide messenger RNA. NCBI's taxonomy places the organism in Eukaryota, Metazoa, Chordata, Actinopteri, Gobiiformes, Gobiidae. The record is from the annotation of a GenBank genome assembly.
AUGAACUGUCUGGGUGACCGCAUGAACUGUCUGGGUGACCGCAUGAGUGACCGCAUGAACUGUCUGGGUGACUGCAUGAACUGUCUGGGUGACUGCAUGAACUGUCUGGGUGACCGCAUGAGUGACCGGAUGAACUGUCUGGGUGACUGCAUGAACUGUCUGGGUGACUGCAUGAACUGUCUGGGUGACUGCAUGAACUGUCUGGGUGACCGCAUGAACUGUCUGGGUGACCGCAUGAACUGUCUGGGUGACUGCAUGAACUGUCUGGGUGACCGCAUGAGUGACCGGAUGAACUGUCUGGGUGACUGCAUGAACUGUCUGGGUGACUGCAUGAACUGUCUGGGUGACUGCAUGAACUGUCUGGGUGACCGCAUGAACUGUCUGGGUGACCGCAUGAACUGUCUGGGUGACCGCAUGAACUAUCUGGGUGACUGCAUUGACCGCAUGAACUGUCCGGGUGACUGCAUGAACUGUCCGGGUGACUGCAUGAACUGUCUGGGUGACUGCAUGAACUGUCUGGGUGACUGCAUGAACUGUCUGGGUGACUGCAUGAACUGUCUGGGUGACUGCAUGAACUGUCUGGGUGACUGCAUGAACUGUCUGGGUGACUGCAUGAACUGUCUGGGUGACUGCAUGAACUGUCCGGGUGACUGCAUGAACUGUCUAGGUGACUGCAUGAACUGUCUGGGUGACUGCAUGAACUGUCUAGGUGACUGCAUGAACUGUCUAGGUGACUGCAUGAACUAUCUAGGUGACUGCAUGAACUGUCUGGGUGACCACAUGAACUGUCUGGGUGACUGCAUGAACUUGGGUGACCACAUGAACUGUCUGGGUGACUGCAUGAACUGUCCGGGUGACUGCAUGAUGAAUUCCCAGCUGAAUGGAGACAGAGAAGUGCUGUGUGUGGUACAAGUGUGGAGGAGGAAACGGGAACAGGGAGUUAGUAUGCGGAGGGUAGUCAGUGGGCCGCCAGGUAAGGAGGAGGCUGAGCAGAGUAAUCAGGCUGCCCACAGCCCGUGGCCAUGGCACAGAAUCACUCUUUCUCCCACAACCCUCCAAUCGUUCAUUUUCCUAAUGAUGCGCAGAGCAGCAGGAGGCAGGGAGCACUGUUGA